Messenger RNA from Paraphaeosphaeria sporulosa, 1947 nucleotides. RefSeq lists its product as uncharacterized. Gene Ontology annotation, biological process: ribophagy; protein deubiquitination. The transcript has 5 exons. Lineage: Eukaryota; Fungi; Ascomycota; Dothideomycetes; Pleosporales; Didymosphaeriaceae. The record is from RefSeq and is a predicted model, not a curated record. The coding region runs from base 296 to 1849 and encodes 517 amino acids. Gene Ontology annotation, molecular function: mRNA binding. Gene Ontology annotation, cellular component: ribonucleoprotein complex; Ubp3-Bre5 deubiquitination complex; cytosol.
CGCUUGCACUCCGCUCCCUCGCACUUUCCCAUCGCCCCUCAUCGCGUUUCUACUACAUUGCAAACAGACCUCUCCUAACUCUCUUCCUGCAGCAGUGUAGGAUAAUUCGCUUAGUGCGCCGCCCGAAGCUCGCACUCGCUUGCUCUUCCGCUCCCCCCUCUCGCGGGACUCAGCACUCCAGAGCUUCUUCCUUCGCCCUUCCCGAGCCUCAAUCGAUACUCGCCUCUCUACGGUCGCGACCGCGCCCACGUGAAAGCUUUCGCUGUACUAUAUACAUACCGUCGCCGACUUCAAGAUGGCAACCGCCGCCGAGCUCCCUGUCAAUGGCAGCUACGCGCAGCAGGGCUACGAUGGCAGCAACUACGCCAACAAUGCCCCCUCAUACUCGGCAUCUGCUUCCCAGCCCGCCCAGAGCUCCAACACAGCGGCCUCCGAGAUCCCCAAGGACGAGGUUGGCUGGUACUUUGUCGAGCAGUACUACACCACCCUGAGCAGGAGCCCAGACAAGCUCUAUCUCUUUUACAACAAGCGCUCGCAAUUCGUCUCUGGCAAUGAGGAAGACAAGGUCAAUGUUUGCGUGGGCCAGAAGGCUAUCAAUGACCGCAUCAAGGAUCUUGACUUCCAUGACACCAAGGUCCGCGUUACGAACGUCGAUUCCCAGGGCUCCGAUGCCAACAUCGUCAUCCAAGUCAUUGGUGAGAUCUCAAACAAGGGCCACCCGCACAAGCGCUUUGCGCAGACCUUCGUCCUCGCCGAGCAGACCAACGGCUAUUUCGUUCUGAACGACAUCUUCCGCUACCUCGCCGAGGAGCCGGAGGAUGAGGAGGAUAUUCAGCACGACGCCUCUGCUCCCGCUGCCGGCGUCCAGGAGCCUGCACCUACUGCUGCUGCACCCGAGAACGCUGGCCUGAACCAGAGCGACGAGAUCGCGACCACCGAGGAGGAUUUGAACAAGGUUGACCAAAAGCUUGAGACCGCCAAGGAGGAGCCAGCGCAGGAGGCUCCCGCUACCGCCACAAACGGUACGCCAGCUGCCGAGGAGGUUGCUGAGGCCGAGGACGCCCCUGCUGCCGCUGUGUCUGCGAGCGAAGAAGCUCCCAGCAAGGAGCCCGAGGCAGCUGUCGAAGUGGAGGUUGCUCAGCCAGAGAAGCCUAAGGACCCUGCUCCCACGCCUGCCCCCAAGGCUGCCGCUCCCGCUGCUCCGGCUAAGCCCGCAGUCCCCAAGUCCUGGGCUGCUCUUGCCGCGUCCGCCCACAAGGUCGCUACUCCGGUCAUGCCGGCUGCGGCAACAUCCCAGGCGCCAUCCCAGGCCAAGUCCACGACAUCGACCCCUGCCCCGCAGGCUGCGCCCGAGAAGACUCCCGCUCCCGCCCGUGAGUCCUCGCCGACCAACAGCCAGGGCGACGCUGCCGGCUGGCAAUCCGUUGGCACGAAGAAAGAGCAAUCGCGUGGCCAGCAGGCUCAGGCACCGCAGGAGGCUGACCAGAGGCGCGCCUACAUCAAGAACGUCUACAGCCAGGUUGAGGAGGGUGCCUUGAAAGCAGCUUUGACCAAGUUUGGUGAGAUCGAGCACCUCGACAUCAGCCGCCAGAAGAACUGCGCAUUUGUUGAUUUCAAGACGGCUGCCGCCUUCCAGGCUGCUGUCAACGCCAACCCUCACACCGUGAACGGUCUGGAAAUCAAGGUGGAGGAGCGCAAACUCCGUCCCCAGCAGGGCUUCAAUACCAACUUCCGAGGUGGACCCGGUGGUCGCGGCCGCGGUUUCCCUGGCCAGUCUCGCGGAGGCUUCCAACGCGGCGGUCGCGGCGGCUCUGUUCGUGGCCGUGGUGGUGCUCCUCAGGAGUCUUAGAGAGCCCACCUUCUUCCACCUUUCGCUUCCACACAUCUUACCCCGGCAGAACCUCUGGACUAUCAGAUAUGGCCUAUCUUAUGACGACUGACGGCUCU